Molecule: messenger RNA, 7668 nt
Organism: Harmonia axyridis
Lineage: Eukaryota; Metazoa; Arthropoda; Insecta; Coleoptera; Coccinellidae
Gene: RhoGAP100F
Product: rho GTPase-activating protein 100F
Exons: 24
Coding region: 550-5352 (1600 amino acids)
Biological process (GO): signal transduction
Molecular function (GO): protein binding
Source: RefSeq, a predicted model, not a curated record
CGAAUUGCCAGUUCUCUUUUAGACCUAAAUUUGAUCAGGGUUCGUCUUACGUAUUUAUCCCUCAAUUAAUAUCUUUAUAAAUGAUAUAAAAGAAGAAUUGCUGUCUUUGUUUUCGAAACGCGGUUUGAAAUCAUAGUUGAGUGAACAUCGGCCAUCCUCGAAAUUCAACAGUGAAAAUUUUAAAGUGGCUUAAAAUGGAUGCGGCGAAAGUUCACUAGAAUGGAGCACAAGCAACUGAAAAACAUUUUCGGUAGAAUGUAACAAUUCUAGUGGAGAAAAUGUCCCAAAGCGUUCCAAAGCUGUGUUGGGUUCGUGAUAGUCUCAGAUAUUGAUUAAAUUUCUGGUAUAGCUCGUGUAUUCCGAGGGACGUUCUCGACGAUAUAUUUGAAGAUAGUUGUGCCUCUCGGAUUCCAUCGGUUUAUUGAUGGGAAAGAUGCCGUUCUCUUUUGGUGUGAGACACGGGAAGUUAUGGAAAAAACUGUACGAAGAUAGGUGAUUAUGAUACCAACAAGGAAAAAUAAUAGAUCAUAUCAUCAGCGCUGAUUUGGUAUGCAGUGGCGGAAACUUGCACGUUCCAAGAUCAUAGUCGGUCGUUCGCGUGCAUGCAACAUGCUCUGCUGUGGCCGUCGAAAGGAUAAUGGACGAGAGACAUUGGACUUUACAGCUUCCCCGCUACGAGCUCCACCUGUUAGCUCGGCGGUCGCCCCCAACAAUCGGUCCAAUCAUCCACCCCCAAUGGUUAUACAGGGAGACUUUCGAAAAGUAUCUGGAAUUAGCAGUGAGAUAUUCAAACAGAUAGAGACGAUAGAGAAUGAUCACGACCCAUCGACUGCAGCAGCACUGGAGCACGUGGAACGUCGGGGUGAGAUGAUAGUCCGCAUACUCGACCCCAGAGUGCUGGGGCGACCUGCUGGUGAAGCCACGAAACGUUUUCUGACCAUGCAGGAUACCAAACAUACUGUGCAGUUCGUCGAAAUCGUCAAACGGCCUGGACAAACUCUCGGUUUAUAUAUAAGAGAAGGAAACGGGAUUGACAGGAACGAUGGUGUUUUUAUAUCUAGGAUAGCAUUGGAAUCAGCUGUAUACAAUAGUGGUUGCCUUAAGGUUGGGGAUGAAAUUUUAGCUGUUAAUCUUGUUGACGUAACACGAAUGAGUUUAGACGAUGUGGUCAUAAUUAUGUCGAUUCCUAGAAGGUUAGUUCUUGCAACGAGACAGAGAAAAGGCUCGAAAGGACAAGGUUCUCCUUCAGUUCAACCAAGAUCUGAGCAUAAGCCUCCUCCUGUGGUGGUCAUCAAACGGGACCUGCGAGAGGAUGAAGGAGAUGAUACAGAUCUUAGUCACAGGGAAUCGAUGCGGCAACGGCAUACAGGGGAUGGCCGGGAAAUGAGCGAAUCCCGAUCGAGACUCGGGUUAGGUCUGUCGUCCAUGGAUCCAUCCAGACAUGGGACCGGUGGAGCGCAAGAUACAAACGGCCUAGAUCUGUACUAUAACUCGAGACCUCCCGAUUCGGGAGGUGCUAGUUGGGGUUAUCAGCCUCCUCCCCCUGUUAUUACUGAACAGCCUAAAAGUAACAUGCAGCACUUCCAGCCAUAUGAAAGAAAUUAUCCUAAUACCUUAGAAAGUUUGGCCGAGAAGGUUCAUUCGUUUGGAAUGCCUCCAAGGAGGAUGAGCGCUGGAGGACAGCCGUUACCACCACGGCUGUCAUCGCAACAGAAUACAUCUUCAACACCUUACUACGUACAACAUAGCGGUACUGGUAACAGAAGGAUAAUGCCAAGAUCUGGAUCAGAUCAGCAUCUACCUCACACGGAAUAUUCAGACUAUUCGAGUAUAUCGCAAGCAGGACGGCAUACAUUCCUCAGGUCUAGCUUGAAAUCAGGAUCUACUCUCAGCAGGUACAACCAAAGAUACGUGGAUCAAGCAGCUGUUGCUGCACAAAUUGGACAGUCGAAAUAUGGUUCCUCCUCACAAUACGCUGGUGCUAAUACUUUGAGCAGAAGAAAUAGAAGUAGCCUGGAUUACUCGAGCGACACCGAGGCAACGAGUGGGCCUAGAAGCAGUUAUUAUUAUUACAAUAGAAAUCAAUCUUCGAAUGUUCCUCAUAGCACCAUACCAACCUUAGGUAGACAAAAUACUAUGCCACCAGUUGACAUAACAACCAAGUUCAAUUCUCUGCCAAGGGACUCUAGAGGAUCUUCCAGAUUGGCGAUGAAUAAAAGAUUCGGGGAUAGGACAGUGUCUACCCACAUGCAAGAUGAUGCAGAUGGAGCUCUUUCCGCACCAGAGAUGCCGUCGAUUCGAAGAGACAGGGGUCGCAAACACUCUCAAAGGUCAAAGGGCAUUUUUACUUCAGAUGAGUACCGCCAAUGGCUAAGCCGAACACCGUCCACCAGUGCCAUCUACGAGCAGAUUCGUGCGUCUAGAGACGUACUGAACCAGCAGAGGGCUGCAAGAUUCACGUACAGUGCUGAAAAUAUACACGAUGCUCUCAAAAAUAUUGAGAGCGGAUAUUAUGGUUCCUAUAAUAGACCUGGUGCUACCACUACAUUAGACAGGCACUUUUCCAGGAGUCAGCAGCCUUCAAUACCCGCUAGAUCUUUAUCAACCCAACAUAUCACGACGUCUGCAUUAGGAUCGACGAGAUCCCCCUCUAUGCGUAGAAUGAGACAGCUGCUAGAUCUCGAUUCGGGUAGGUCGGCAGCAGCUCCCAGUCCAGUACCCACACCUAGUGGAACAUUGCCCAGAGGACAACGACAAUUAGAUAUAAAUCCCGCAGAAUUCUUGAAAUACAAAAUGGAAAAACCUGGAAUUCCUGGAGGUGGUUCAUCUAUUCCUGGCCUAACAGGGUUAACUGGAACUCAUAGUUCUGCAGGCCUCAUGGGUGUUCCAUCUACAAUCGAUGAACCAGUGAGUGGCAUGUUGUGGAUCCAUCUUCUUGCUGGAAGGGGCUUGAGAGUUUCUUCUGGCACAUCAGCAGCUACUACUCCAGUAACCCCCAGUGGAUCUUCUCCUAGUAUUACUGGUACCAGCAUUAUGAGAGACCUCUACUGCGUACUAGAAUGUGAUAGGGUUCAUAAAGCUAGGACCGUGGUCAGAACAGGAGAUUUAGUUUUCGAUUGGGACGAAAGUUUCGAACUAGAUUUAGUAAACAACAGGGAACUCGAUCUCCUAAUAUAUUCCUGGGAUCCACAAUACCGGCACAAAUUAUGUUACAAGGGAUCGAUUUACCUCCCAACACUUCUGAAAAGCGGACCUAUCCAUCAGCUAGCGCUGAAAAUUGAGCCCAGAGGAACGCUAUACUUGAGAUUGAGACACACUGACUCAUCUUCGCUUUAUAAAAGAAGAACCCACUCCUCUUUGACGUUAUCUCGUACAACUCCUCUCUUCGGGGUUGAUUUGGAGACAGUAGUGAAUAGAGAGAAUAAAACUGGAGGCGUACCAGGUGGCGUGGCUACUGGUCUUGUAGUAGUAGGUCAGCAGAUUCCUGUCAUCGUAAAAAGAUGCGUGGAGGAAGUUGAGAGAAGGGGCCUAGAUAUUAUAGGUCUCUACAGACUUUGUGGUUCAGCCACAAAGAAAAGAAUACUCAGGGAAGCUUUUGAAAGGAACAGUCGAUCAGUGGAUCUUUCUCCUGACAACGUUCCUGAUAUCAACGUAAUAACUGGAGUUCUCAAAGAUUAUCUGCGAGAACUGCCAGAACCUCUGUUCACGAAAUGUCUGUACCAGAUGUUAGUGGAUGCACUAGGUGUAUGCUUACCUGAUGACCCAGAGGGUAAUGCAAAAUUAAUGUUCUCAAUAUUGGAUUGCCUACCUAGAGUGAAUAGGGCAACACUAAUUUUUCUGAUGGACCACUUAGCACUCGUAGUAUCAGCAUCGGAUAGAAAUAAGAUGUCAGCUCAAAAUUUAGCAACAGCAUUGGCCCCACCACUGAUGCUCCAGUCGACCGAAUCGAUGACACCCACCGCACCACAAAAAGUGACACGUCCUGGUGAACUGGAUUAUCAGCAACCGAUAUCGCUACUCAAAUACUUGCUGCAGAUAUGGCCUACACCCAAGCAUCUCUCAGGUCGUCGCGGCAGGCUAGUCGGUCCGCGUGGAGACACUCGAGGUGCGUAUCCAGCGACUCAGCAGCGCCCCCAGGCCCAGCAGCAAUCAGAGCAGUCUCGGCCCUCAGCGGCUCCGUCUCUUCCUCCUCCUCGCUCAGCAGCCUCGGUCCAGCUGCGAGGCCAACAGCCACCGGUCCAAUCACUCCAGACACUCGGCCAAUCAUCAGCAAACAGAGGUCCCUACCGUCCGCUGUCACCUCGAUUAGGCCCACCAGCAGCAGCACAGCCUACGGGGGCCCAAAUACCGGGUCAGGCACCCACUCUACGUCCGCGACAAGUGAUAGUCUCUUCACCAGGCUCUCCAAGCAGCAGCAGUGAUUCGCAAUCGGGUUCAGACACUGUCAAACAUUUCCUGCCUAGCCGAGUCUCCUCGCCAGCAAUCAGGGUUACUUCAGCAUCCGCCCAAAGUUCACUAAGGAACUCUCCCUCGAUCACUUUGAGUUCUCCAUCUGUGAAACAGUCACCCUCAACAACGUCUAGCUUCUUCACAUCCUCAGCAGGAGGCGGUAGUCAUUCUCCUGCUGGCCCCAGGAGUUCCCCCUCAGUAACCAGUCUGAGUAGAGCUUCAGGAGAUGCUGUCUCAAGAUCCAGCUCACCAGCCAUGCAAGCAAGCUCCGCUGGCUUGAAUGUAACUCUCGGACCCCCUAUCUGCUUCAGUUCCACCACUACAAGUUACAGCACCCUUGGCGGCUACCAGCCGACCAGUUCCUCAAUUCCAGCGAGUAGUAUGUUCGGGAGCACGUAUACGCAACCACCUACCUAUACCAGCACGAAUCCAUUCCUCUCUGGCGCAUAUUUGAAUUACCAAUUGGGAGAUUCUGGUUCUUCUCAUCCCGAUAAAUAUAACACUAUAGGAUCUGUUAAAGAUACGAAAUCAUUCUUCGAGAGUUACUCAGAUUCUUCGAGGUACAAUAUGUCAGGUACGAAACCAACAUACGAGUCUCCUGAUUUGACCACCAGCUACACGAACAACUCAAAAUAUAACACCAUUGGGGGUAAAUAUAACAACGACCGAGCCUCUUACCUCUCUUCAACACAUACAGAUCUCACAUUCAGCCCGUCAAGUCCAGGGGAAGUUGCUAGCAAAUUCAGAGGCGGUGAUGUAAGUCCAAGCAUCACCCAAGGGACUGCUAGUCUCCUGAAUGUAGAAGAAACACCGACACCUACGAGCAGUAUUGAAACCGAAGACAGUGUCACUAGAGAAGUUGGAGAGAAAGAUGUCGAGGGAGAUGGCGAACAAAGUGAUUAAACAUUGAAAUUCAAAGGUUUGGGCCCAAUUGUCAAAGACGUGGCAGCAUUGUUCGAAAAAAGACAGACUUUUAGGUAGUUAACACAUCGUGUAUUACAAUAUUAACAUAAUUUAUCGCAAAUCUGCCAUUUGUAUCAUAUCUGUUGUAUCGUUAUCAAUUCCUUGAACCGGAGUUCAACGUGUUUCCAACAAAUAGAAUAAUGCAAAUAAGCGUCAUGAAUCUAUUUCUUGUAGGUUAAAUAUUUUCGCUUACUAGUAAAUCAAAUUGAGUAUUUUAGGAUCAUUGUUAACUAAUUUAUUAGGUACUUAAUGCUAAGUUCUUGUAUAGAAAACGAUUAAUACUUCAAUUUUCAUCUGAUAUAUUUUAUAAACUGGAUUGGGAUGGCAUAUUUUUGAUCAUUCAAAAUCUCUUAUCGAAUAACAUUAUGGCUACUUAUUGACAAAGAACCUCUAAAAGAAAUCUCGAUGAGCUAAAUAACGCUUAUGGUUUUGUGUAACAAUAUUAUAGUUCAUCAAAAAAUUACAUUCAUCUUUUAUUCAUUUCAUCCAUAAACCUCGAAUAUUUCAUGGUUUCAGUUGAGAUCAAAAAUAUGCCAUCCUCAAAUAUGGACAGUUUAAGAACUGAUUGUUGUGUGCUGCACAAUAUUUCAAUUCGGAAGGUGUGACAUUCACAUUGAAUAUGAAGAUAUACGUUAAUUUCGAUAAUGAAAAACCUUAGAUAAUAAUAAUAUCGAUAAUAAAUGCACAAAUACCUAAGAAAAUGAUAUUAUAAUUUAGGUGAAAAAUGAUUACACUGCCAUCUAAUAUGUACUACAAUACAAUGUAAUAAAAGAUAAAAUCUAGGCAGUUUUCCAACUUUGAUAAGCUAAUACAGGAAAUCUUUUGUAUGCGAGAAUAUUUGGAUUGUCUACAUCUAAAGAAUUCGAUACAUUCUCUAUAACAAAAAAUCUCGUUCUGGUUUUGCGUGUAUUUCCAUUAAUGACUCUUAAUUUUAUUUAUAAUCUAUACAUUUGGUUUUGCAUGAUAUCAAACAUUUCAUGAUCAGUAUGGUAUUAUUUAACUCCUAUCAGGUAUAUAAAUCGCAUAAAUUUGGGUACACAUUUUCUUUUCUAGAUUCAGAUAACAAUUUUUCGAAUAUAUUUGGUCGGUUAUCUCGAAGAAAAAAUCCAUUUUGUUCUUCCCAUAAUACUUUUUACACUCAUUAUCCUGGGAAACACCAUAAUUCAGACAAAUUGAUAUUCAGUAAUUGAAUUAAUUUAUGAAUUAAUGGAUAUAUCGUGAAAUUUUCAUCGUAUCGUAAAUUCCUGAACUAUUAAAUAUAUAUUUGAAUGAGGAUGUAGUUAUUGAUCUAGUUCUAGUGUAUGAUUUGAGUACUGAUUGAUUUUAAUUAUGGAAUUAACGAAAUAUGUACAGUGUUCUAAUAUUUCAGUUUUUAUAUUAAUGUGUUACUGUGAGGACUUUGUUUAAUGUAUAAAGUUGAUUUUGUUGAAUAUUGAAAAUAUUUAUUCUGAACAUAAAAUAUUUUAUGUAAAUAUUGUGGUGUUAAUUGAAUGAUUGUUUCGCAUGUUCUUCUCAUAGUAACACAUGUUGUUAUUUUUCCAGUAGUUUUAAACAAAGCUUAAAUUACUUAUUUAAUUCAUUUUCGAAUCUUCAUUGAUUGAAUAAUAUUUUCGAAAUUGAUUGCGAAACGAGACCAUCUGAUGGAAAGAUUAUUUCUAAUUCUCUAUUUUUCUUUAUAGUCGCAUCUUAUUAUUACUCAUCUAUUUGCAACCAAUUGGCUUUACAAAAAAAACUUAUUAUAUUUGGAACGGAGGAAAUUCGUAUUCAAUAGAUGUGAAAAAAGAAAUUAGGAAUAUUCCAUCUACAAGAUAGUCUCAAUAGUUUCUCAAUAUGGUAUUAUAAUAUUCUGAUACCAUUCCCUUAGUUUUCGAUGUUUGCACCCCAAUGAAAUAACAUAAGAUAAUAUAUCAGACAUUGGCUUAUAUUAAUAAGACCAUAGUCGAAACGCCUAAGUAGCAUUAUGAUUGUGGCUAAAAUAUGUAUCAUACAAAAAAUAUGUUAGAGAUUGUGUGCUGUGGGACGAUUACUAUAGUCAAUUUUCGGUUUUGUCAAUUUUAGGAAAUUAGAAAUCAAAUUAUUAGAAUGUUAUUAUUCAUAAUUGAUGCACUGAAUUCUUGAAUAUGUUUCAUAUUUUUUGAUGAACGGUAAAAAAAUCGAAUCAAUUGUGCGUGAAUAAUUUUCAAGAAUAUUUAUUCGAAACAGAAGUUUAUCGAAAGUAUUGAAACUUGAAUACCAACACUGUCGGAAUAUACAUAA